AUGAUUUUUCGAGAUUUCGUACCAAAACCAAAAAUUAUUGAGGAUGAUACUAAUAAUGAUUUGCUUAUGACAGAUAUUAUGAAAGAUGAUUUUAGAGAACAAAUUGAUAAACAACCUGACGAACUUGUAGAUUAUGAGAAUUCAGAUGUUGAUUUUGAAGCAAUACUUGAUGAGGAAUUGGGACUAAAUUAG
Molecule: messenger RNA, 192 nt
Organism: Rhizophagus irregularis DAOM 181602=DAOM 197198
Lineage: Eukaryota; Fungi; Glomeromycota; Glomeromycetes; Glomerales; Glomeraceae
Source: RefSeq, a predicted model, not a curated record